Molecule: messenger RNA, 1417 nt
Organism: Oryza sativa Japonica Group (Japanese rice)
Lineage: Eukaryota; Viridiplantae; Streptophyta; Magnoliopsida; Poales; Poaceae
Source: RefSeq, a predicted model, not a curated record
UAAUGUGCAUCAGCCAUAACUACCAGCACACACAACGACUACCCUUCUUUAAAAGGAAACCUCACAGAGCCCAAGGCUUCUCCAUGCCGUUGCCCUAAGUUGUCUUCUCCAAUCUCCACUCCCCACCCAUCGAUCAACUCACAGCUCGAUCCAGCCCCCUCCAGAUCUUCAGAUCGGUGGAUCGAUUGAUCAACAUGGGGAGGGGGAAGAUUGAGAUAAAGAGAAUCGAGAACAAGACGAGCCGUCAGGUGACCUUCUGCAAGCGCAGGAAUGGGCUGCUGAAGAAGGCCUACGAGCUCGCCAUACUCUGCGACGCUGAGAUCGCACUCAUCGUCUUCUCCAGCCGAGGACGCCUCUAUGAGUUCUCCAAUGUAAACAGCACAAGGUCAACAAUCGAGAGGUACAAGAAAGCCUCUGCCAGCACUUCAGGAUCCGCUCCAGUGAUAGACGUCAAUUCUCAUCAAUACUUUCAGCAAGAAGCAGCAAAAAUGCGCCACCAGAUACAGACCUUGCAGAAUGCAAACAGGCACCUCAUCGGUGAGUCCAUUGGCAAUAUGACCGCAAAGGAGCUCAAGAGCCUUGAAAAUCGGCUUGAAAAGGGCAUCAGCCGAAUUCGAUCAAAGAAGCAUGAGCUGCUGUUCUCGGAGAUCGAAUACAUGCAGAAAAGGGAAGCAGAUCUUCAGAACGAGAACAUGUUCCUGAGAGCCAAGGUGGCAGAGGCCGAGCGAGCUGAACAUGAUGAUCAGCAGGCGGCGGAGGACGACGAGAUGGCGCCGGCGCCGGCGGUCGGCGGCGGGUCAUCGUCGGGGACAGAGCUGGAGGCGCUGCCGGCGACGUUCGACACAAGGGAAUACUACCAGCCGGCGCCGCCGGUGAGCAUGCUGGCCGCCGCGGCGGCGGCGGCGGCGGCGCAGUACUCGUCGGACCACCACCAGACUGCUCUCCACCUCGGCUACUUCAAGGUCGACUCCGGCAAAGGCGGCCUCCUCUAGAUCGAUCGCCAUGGAUGCAAAUAUUGCAUGCAUUCGAUCGAAUUAUACUGUAUUCCGUAAGAGCGACGACGAUGAAGAUGACAAUAAUUAUUGUGGUAUUGUACGUAUAGUACGCUGGUAGACCUACGUAUACGUAUACGUAUGUAUGAUGAAGAAUAAGGUGGUGUUUGGUUGGAGGGGCUAAAGUGGGGCUAAACUUUAGUUCCUCUCACAAAAAUAUAAGUUCCUAUUAUAGAGACUUAUAUUUUUGUGAGAGAGACUAAAUUUAGUCCUAGUUCCCAAACACCCCUAAUAUACAUUUGUGGUGUGCAUGCAUGGUGUGUGGGUACUAUAUGAUCAGAGUGUGCUGCAUAUGCGUAUUCCGUUUGCUAGCUCUGACAUGCAUUUGUCUAAAUAUAUAUUUUUAUUUAUGCAUAUUGUUGCCA